AUGAAGUUUUGUGCCAGCAUUUCUGGCAAAGACUUUAUGGAGCUCUUUAUUCACAUCUGCAGCACCGUAUCAAAGCUGGAGAGAAUCUGUGUGCUCCACAUGUGCCCACAAGUGUGCUUCAGGCCUGAUGACUGCAGGGUCAUCUGUGAUGCUAGAGUGUGGUGUGAGGUGAGGCGGGACUUCUUCCACUGGUUUCACAUGAAAGAUGUUUCAGAGGAGUUUAAUGAGAUUUAUUUAGAGCUGCUAUCUCAGCAUUUGUUCAGAGCGGUGAGAAGCACAGGGAAUGCCUCUGCCCUGAAGCCCCAGUUGACCAAUAAGUGGCUCCCCCACCUCGCCGUGGCUGUGGAGCUGCCAUUGCCCACAGGUUGGACUCUUGUUGUGGUACACAGUCGAUUGUCGCCUGUGAGGUUGCUUCCCAGAAUGGUGUUGGAAGAUUUCCUGGAGCCCAGUGUGCAAGCCCAUGAUGUUAGUGUUUAUCUUCCUGCUUUGAAGACUCUGAAGAGCACUAUAGAAAGGCUAGCAAACUUGGGUGAUCAAGUGCUGGUUGAAGCAAAUCUAAAUGGCAAAAUGAACUUGAGGGUACAAACUGAUGUGUCUAUUAAAAGUUAUUUUAACAAUUUUGGAAAUCCUUCCAAGUCUGCUCAGGAUAUGCCUCAAGAUAGAAACCCUGAGAAUAUGUUGCAAGUACUAGUGGAAAGUAGGAAGCUUCUGUAGUUUUUCGAGGGAAGCAAAAUAAAUCCUACAAUAGCCUUAUGCAAUAUUUUGAGCAAUACUCUUCUUCAUCUUGUUUUGGUUCAUGAAGAUGUCUCUUUUCAGUGUUUUAUUUUUGCUUAUAAAAAUUCAAGCGGCCUAUUAGUCAGCGUCCGGAGUGACUGUCCCCAGUCACUGCAGGGCUGCAGUCUCCCAGAGCCUCUGGAGUUGCACAUUGCUUCUUCCAUAUGGUCAGCUUGCACGGCAUUGAUGAAUCAGCUCCCAGUUUCAAGAUGCUGGCUUCAUUUUGCUGUGGUGAAUCCAGAGACCCACCUCGGUUAUCUUUACUUCAGUAGGGGUGGACGGAAUGACAGUGAACGGGCCCCUUCAGAGGGAUUUUAG
Puma concolor (puma) is the source of this 1092-nucleotide messenger RNA. Lineage: Eukaryota; Metazoa; Chordata; Mammalia; Carnivora; Felidae. The record is from RefSeq and is a predicted model, not a curated record.